Molecule: messenger RNA, 4375 nt
Organism: Physeter macrocephalus (sperm whale)
Lineage: Eukaryota; Metazoa; Chordata; Mammalia; Artiodactyla; Physeteridae
Gene: SLC4A2
Product: solute carrier family 4 member 2
Exons: 21
Coding region: 212-4195 (1327 amino acids)
Biological process (GO): bicarbonate transport; monoatomic anion transport; regulation of intracellular pH
Cellular component (GO): plasma membrane; apical plasma membrane; basolateral plasma membrane
Molecular function (GO): solute:inorganic anion antiporter activity; monoatomic anion transmembrane transporter activity
Source: RefSeq, a predicted model, not a curated record
GCGCGGGGGAAAGUUGAGUUCGGAGAAGUUGGAAGCGACGGGGGCGCGCCCCAAGGUGGGCACGGGGGAGUCGUCGGGAGCGCGCGAGGGCUCCAGAGAAGGGGGAGAGACCCCCAGACCCCUGCAGCACAAAGUCAAGAGGAAGCGGGUUAUGCCGCCGCCUUGUUGCCCUGAAAGCCGCAGCUACAGCGAGAAGGGCUAGGAUUUGGCCAUGAGCAGCGCCCCCCGGCGCCCCGCCUCGGGCGCAGAUUCCUUCCGCACUCCGGAGCCGGAGAGCCUGGGCCCCGUGACGCCUGGCUUCCCUGAGCAGGAGGAGGAUGAACUUCACCGCACCCUGGGCGUGGAGCGGUUUGAGGAGAUCCUACAGGAGGCCGGCUCUCGGGGAGGGGAGGAGCCGGGCCGAAGCUACGGGGAGGCAGACUUUGAAUACCACCGGCAGUCCUCCCACCACAUCCAUCACCCGCUGUCCACCCACCUGCCUCCCGACGCCAGGCGCCGAAAGGUACCCCAGGGCCCAGGACGGAAGCCGCGCAGGCGCCCUGGAGCCUCCCCGACCGGGGAGACCCCCACCAUUGAGGAGGGCGAGGAAGAGGAGGAUGAGGCCAGUGAGGCCGAGGGGGCCCGGGCACCCACCCAGCCGUCCCCUGCGUCCACACCCUCUUCCGUGCAGUUCUUUCUCCAGGAGGAUGAAGGUGCGGACCGGAAGGCGGAAACGACCAGUCCGUCUCCCCCUCCAAUGCUGCCCCACCACGAGGCAGCUCCCCAGGCCACCAAAGGGGCCCAGACCGGAGCCCUGGUGGAAGAGGUGGUGGCCGUGGGCAGUGUCACAGGGGGCGGCGAUGACGGGGGUGCCUCUGGGCGCCCCCCGGCCAAAGCGCAGCCUGGGCACCGCAGCUACAAUCUGCAGGAGAGGAGACGCAUCGGGAGCAUGACUGGGGCUGAGCAGGCACUGCUGCCCCGGGUCCCGACGGACGAGAGCGAGGCCCAGACGCUGGCCACGGCCGACCUAGACCUCAUGAAGAGUCACCGGUUUGAGGACGUUCCUGGGGUACGGCGACAUUUGGUGCGGAAGAACGCCAAAGCGUCUGUACAGAGUGGCCGGGAAGGGCGAGAGCCUGGCCCCACCCCUCGGGCCCGGCCCCGGGCCCCCCACAAGCCCCACGAGGUGUUUGUGGAACUGAAUGAGUUGCUGCUGGACAAAAACCAGGAGCCUCAGUGGCGGGAGACGGCGCGCUGGAUCAAAUUCGAGGAGGAUGUGGAGGAGGAGACGGAGCGCUGGGGGAAGCCCCACGUGGCCUCCCUCUCGUUCCGCAGCCUCCUGGAGCUGCGCCGGACCCUGGCCCACGGGGCUGUGCUCUUGGACCUGGACCAACAGACCCUGCCUGGCGUGGCCCACCAGGUGGUGGAGCAGAUGGUCAUCUCUGACCAGAUCAAGGCCGAGGACAGAGCCAACGUGCUGAGGGCCCUGCUGCUGAAACACAGCCACCCGAGUGACGAGAAGGACUUCUCCUUUCCCCGCAACAUCUCGGCCGGCUCCCUGGGCUCCCUGCUGGGCCAUCACCACGGCCAGGGGGCCGAGAGCGACCCCCACGUCACCGAGCCUCUCAUCGGAGGUGUUCCCGAGACCCGGCUGGAGGUGGAGCGAGAGGUGAGGGGAGAAAGUGACCCUGCCUGGGCCAGGUCCGGCCACCACCGCGGCUGCGGGACCACCGAGCGAGCCGGGCGGGGCCGGGGGCGGGGCCGGGGGCGGGGAACGGCCAGGCUGAGCUCUGCUCUCCUGCAUCCCCAGCGUGAGCUGCCUCCCGCAGCUCCUCCGGCGGGGAUCACCCGCUCCAAGUCCAAGCAUGAGCUGAAGCUUCUGGAGAAGAUCCCUGAGAACGCCGAGGCUACGGUGGUCCUUGUGGGCUGCGUGGAGUUCCUUUCCCGCCCCACCAUGGCCUUCGUGCGGCUGCGGGAGGCAGCGGAGCUGGACGCGGUGCUGGAGGUGCCGGUGCCCGUGCGCUUCCUCUUCCUGCUGCUGGGCCCGAGCAGCGCCAACAUGGACUACCACGAGAUCGGCCGCUCCAUCUCCACCCUCAUGUCCGACAAGGUCAGCCGCCGCCCGGCCGGGCCUCAUGCCCCAGAGCCCACCUGGGAUGCCCUCGCCCAGCCUGGCCCCAGGCCCCCCGGCCCUCGUCCCGUGUCCUCACGAGCCCCGGUCCCGCUUUGGCAGCAAUUCCACGAGGCAGCCUACCUGGCAGACGAGCGGGAGGACCUGCUGACGGCCAUCAACGCCUUCCUGGACUGCAGCGUGGUGCUGCCGCCCUCGGAGGUGCAGGGCGAGGAGCUGCUGCGAUCCGUGGCUCACUUCCAGCGCCAGAUGCUCAAGAAGCGAGAGGAGCAGGGCCGGCUGUUGCCCCCGGGGGCUGGGCUGGAGCCCAAGUCAGCCCAAGAUAAGGCGCUCCUGCAGAUGGUAGAGGCGGCAGGUGUGCUGGAAGACGAUCCCCUUCGGCGGACAGGCCGGCCUUUUGGGGGCUUGAUCCGAGACGUGCGGCGCCGCUAUCCCCACUACCUGAGCGACUUCCGAGACGCGCUCGACCCCCAGUGCCUGGCCGCCGUCAUCUUCAUCUACUUCGCGGCCCUGUCUCCUGCCAUCACCUUCGGGGGGCUGCUGGGAGAGAAGACGCAUGACCUGAUUGGAGUAUCGGAGCUGAUCAUGUCCACGGCAAUCCAGGGCGUGAUCUUCUGCCUGUUGGGGGCUCAGCCGCUGCUGGUGAUCGGCUUCUCGGGGCCCCUGCUGGUCUUCGAGGAAGCCUUCUUCUCGUUCUGCCGCAGCAACAGCCUGGAGUACCUGGUGGGCCGCGUGUGGAUCGGCUUCUGGCUGGUGCUGCUGGCCUUGCUCAUGGUGGCCCUGGAGGGGAGCUUCCUGGUACGCUUCGUCUCCCGCUUCACCCAGGAGAUCUUCGCCUUCCUCAUCUCCCUCAUCUUCAUCUACGAGACCUUCUACAAGCUGGUUAAGAUCUUCCAGGAACAUCCCCUCCACGGCUGUUCGGUCUCCAACAGCUCCGAGGCAGACAGUAGCGAGAACACCACGUGGGCUGGGGCAGGAGCGGGAGCCACGCUGGGGCCGAGGAAUGAGAGCUCAGCGGGGCCGUCCAGGCAGGGGAGGCCCCGGGGCCAGCCCAACACCGCCCUGUUGUCGCUGGUGCUCAUGGCUGGCACCUUCUUCAUCGCCUUCUUCCUGCGCAAGUUCAAGAACAGCCGGUUCUUCCCUGGCCGGGUGCGGCGAGUGAUCGGGGACUUUGGGGUACCCAUCGCCAUCCUCAUCAUGGUGCUUGUGGAUUACAGUAUCGAGGACACCUAUACCCAGAAGCUGAGCGUGCCCAGCGGAUUCUCGGUGACAGCCCCAGGGAAGCGGGGCUGGGUCAUCAACCCCCUGGGGGAGCGCAGCUCCUUCCCCGUGUGGAUGAUGGUCGCCAGCCUGCUGCCCGCCAUCUUGGUCUUCAUCCUUAUCUUCAUGGAGACACAGAUCACCACGCUGAUCAUCUCCAAGAAGGAGCGCAUGCUGCAGAAGGGCUCCGGCUUCCACCUGGACCUGCUGCUCAUCGUGGCCAUGGGCGGCAUCUGUGCCCUCUUUGGCUUGCCCUGGUUGGCUGCUGCCACCGUCCGCUCCGUCACGCAUGCCAACGCGCUUACUGUCAUGAGCAAGGCUGUGGCGCCCGGGGACAAGCCCAAGAUCCAGGAGGUCAAGGAGCAGCGGGUGACGGGGCUGCUGGUCGCCCUGCUUGUGGGCCUCUCCCUGGUCAUCGGGGAUCUGCUCCGGCAGAUCCCCCUGGCUGUGCUCUUCGGGAUCUUCCUGUACAUGGGAGUCACCUCCCUUAACGGGAUCCAGUUCUACGAGCGGCUGCACCUGCUGCUCAUGCCACCCAAACACCACCCAGACGUCACCUAUGUCAAGAAGGUUCGGACGCUCCGUAUGCACCUGUUCACAGCCCUGCAGCUGCUCUGCCUGGCCGUGCUCUGGGCCGUCAUGUCCACGGCUGCCUCCCUGGCCUUCCCCUUCAUCCUCAUCCUCACCGUGCCGCUCCGCAUGCUGGUGCUCAGCCGCGUCUUCACCGAGCGAGAGAUGAAAUGCCUGGACGCUAACGAGGCAGAGCCGGUAUUUGAUGAGCGGGAGGGUGUGGACGAGUACAACGAGAUGCCCAUGCCUGUGUAGCCGCUGCCGGGACGGACAGCCGAGGGACAGGUGGACAGAGGGACCGGGCUGGGGGUGCUCUCCCCGCCCUCCUCCCUCCUCGUUUUUAUUUAAGUGAAUAAUUUAAAGUCCCCUUACCAGCCCCCCCGCAAUAAAGUGCUUCGGCCCCCACCUAUCCCCGGCCGUGUGUGUGUGUGUGUG